UUCAGCAGCUGGAACACAUUACCCAGCAUGCUCGGUGCCUUCUCUAUGCGGUAGGUUGUUCAGAAACCACAGCGACAGGAAAGCUGCUGAAGAAGCCCGGAGGAAAAGAAAAGAAGACUUCAGACUCUGUGCUCGUCCUUCAGCUCCUCUCUUUCUUUACAGAACUUGUUGUUUCUCAUCUUCUUUAUUUUGCCAUUUUGCAUCUUUUUGGGGUUUUCUUGCCCCUCGGGGCUCCGGUCGUGCACGAGGAGGACCUGUUAAGUGUUCUCUUAAUGCUGCGUGCACUCAGCUGUUUAUCAGAGCGGCUCAUUGAGCGUGAAUUCAGCAGCAGCUCGUUCUGGUUUCCCUGCUGCUGCCACUGUAUACAGCUGCUUGUGCUAAUGAGGAAACAUGGAAGCGGUUCAGACCGCAGAGACGGCAGCAGCCUGUAAAGCCUCCAACACACACUAAAACAAACACCUUCAGCUCCACUCGAGCCGUUCCUGCAGACGACCGAAGCUUCAGAAACUGAACGUGACUCUGAGAGCCGCUGCCGUCUGAAACUGAGUCUCACACUUUGUUUGCUGUUAUUCAAGUAGAGCUGGAACUGUCAUCUGUUUGCAGCUUGUUGUAAAACUGACAUUAAUGCAAAUUAAUUUUGCACUGAUAUUCCUGCUAACAUGGAGCCAUGCACGCUCCUGUUUCCAGCUCUUAUUCUGUCAAACAGCAUCUUAAAAUAACUGCAGUGUUGUGCGUGUCCUAAAACCUGCUGCUAUCCGAGUCUUUAGAGCGAUGAUUGGCCGGUGAAAAGCACUUCCAGCUUUUAGAACCACCUUCAGCAGCAAUCAUCUUCUGCAUGACUUCAUGUUGUGGAGGAAUUUUGGCCCACUCUUCUUCAUGACGUAGCUUCAGUUCAUGGAGGUUCAGGGAGGCAGUAGAUCAUAUGGGACAACGAGGACGCUAAGAUACGAUGUGAAAUUCAAUGCAGACUACGACCUGUCGGCCAAGGAAGGCGCCGACAGCCUGGCCUUCAUCUCUCUGAUGGAGGAAAAACUCAUGCCGGCUCUGAUUUACACCUUCUGGAUCGAGCCGAAGAACUACGUGGACGUGACUCGGCGCUGGUACGCCGAGCACAUGCCGUUCCCCCUGAACUUCUUCCUGCCGGGACGAAUGCAGCGGCAACAGCUGGAGAAACUGCGACUGCUGCGAGGAGACGAGAGGCUGGAGGCCGGAGAGGAGCUGGAGAAGGAGUUGUACCGAGAUGCUGUCGAGUGCAUGAACCUGCUGUCCCAGCGGCUCGGCUCUCACAAAUUCUUCUUUGGAGACUCGCCUUCCUCUCUCGAUGCCUACGUGUUUGGUCACUUGGCGCCCAUCCUGAAGUGCAAACUGCCCAAUGGGAAACUACAGCAGCAUCUGAAAUCUCUCGACAACCUGACCAACUUCUGCACCAACAUCCUGCAGCUCUACUUCCCCAAAGACGGCCGAGAGAGCUUCAGUCAGAAGACUUCCUCCCAGUCUGAAGGCGGAGACUUCGACCACGUUCCCAACAAGCGGAGGAAGCAGUUCCUGUCUGCUCUGGUGGCUCUGGGCGCCAUGCUGAGCUACGCCCUGCUGACCGGCAUGGUGUCAAUCCAGCAUGCCCAUCACGAGGCGCUGGAGGAGCCGCCCGACCUGCAGGACAUCGGCUCCCAUCACGACCACGAGGACGAAGGAGACGGCUGAGGACGACGGGCAGAGGGCGCCGUGGGACUUCACGGACAGCAGUGAAAAUGUUCAGGAUAAGAUCCAGGUGCAGUUAGACAAAGUUUGGGUCCAUCUGACCAAACAGGAAGAGUCAGUGUGAAGUUUAUCAAAUGAAAAAAUAAUUUAUCGACGCACAAACGAGCCUCUGUGGACAGGAAGUGGAGUUCGGUGCUGGUGUAUGUACAGAAAUGAAUUAAAGGAAAAGUGGAGUCA
Molecule: messenger RNA, 1935 nt
Organism: Oreochromis aureus
Lineage: Eukaryota; Metazoa; Chordata; Actinopteri; Cichliformes; Cichlidae
Gene: mtx1a
Product: metaxin 1a
Exons: 6
Coding region: 895-1701 (268 amino acids)
Biological process (GO): mitochondrion organization
Cellular component (GO): SAM complex
Source: RefSeq, a predicted model, not a curated record